Messenger RNA from Tachyglossus aculeatus (Australian echidna), 699 nucleotides. RefSeq names its product olfactory receptor 2H2-like. Gene Ontology annotation, molecular function: olfactory receptor activity. Gene Ontology annotation, biological process: G protein-coupled receptor signaling pathway. The transcript is spliced from 2 exons. The record is from RefSeq and is a predicted model, not a curated record. Lineage: Eukaryota; Metazoa; Chordata; Mammalia; Monotremata; Tachyglossidae. The coding region runs from base 1 to 699 and encodes 232 amino acids. Gene Ontology annotation, cellular component: membrane.
AUGACGAGGAUGAUGCAGAAUGACAAUUCUGGGGAGAACUUUAUCAUGGUGGGUUUCUCUGCUCAACCCCAGUUAGAGAAGAUCUUCUUUGUGGUAGUCUUGAUAUUCUACCUCCUAACCCUGGUGGGCAACACCGUUAUCAUUUUGGUGACCCCACUGGUUCUCCGUCUCCAUACACCCAUGUACUUCUUUCUGUCUCACCUGUCCCUCGUGUACCUCUGUUUCACCACUAGCAUCUUGCCCCAGCUUCUGCGGAACCUCCGGGAUCCCUCCAAGACCAUCACCGUGGUCGAUUGUGGGGUCCGGCUCUACGUCUCCCUGGCCCUGGGGUCGAUGGAGUGCGUCCUGCUCACUGUCAUGGUCUUGGAUCAUCAUGCUGCCAUCUGCCAACCCCCUCACUACACCACUGUCAUUCACCCACGGCUCUGCCGGGUCCUGAUGGGCUUAGCCCGGCUGUGUGGGGUGGGGGACACCGUGAUUCAGGCCACAGCCAUCUUCUGCCUGCCCCACUGUGGACACCAGCGGCUUCCCCACUUCCUCUAUGAGAUGCCCGCCAUGCUCAAGCUGGCAUGGUCCAUUGCCUGGGCUGCGCUGAAGAUCACGUCACCCCGGGUCUGGAGGGAGGCCCUGGGAGCCUGCGGGACCCACCUCCUGGUGGUCACUCUCUUCUAUGGGUCCACCACGGUGGUCUACAUCUGA